GGCUUCGAGACCGGUCAACCUUCCAUUUAUAAAAAUUGUUAUAAAAAGCUAAAAAAUGGUUGAUCAACAAAGACGUCGUGUGGAACAAGAAAUGACCAAACUGGUCGAUGAAAUUGACCGCAAUUACUUGCGUAAAAUGCAGGCGACAAUGCAUCGUUGUGCUGCACGUUGCUGCGACGAUGGUAACGUAUCACUGGAUAGAGUUCAACAAUGUGUGGAAAACUGUUCGAAACCAUUACAAGUAUCACAAGAUUAUGUCCAAUCUGAGAUUCAAAGUUUUCAAAACAGACUUCAGAGGUGUGUUAUGGAGUGUAAUGAUGAUAUCAAACUUAAAAUGGGACCAAAUCCUUCCGAAUCACAGGUGGAUAAGUUUACAGCAAUGUUUGAAACUUGUGCAACAAAAUGUGUGGACAAACACAUUGACCUGAUACCACAGAUCAUGAAGGCAAUGAAGACUGUCUUAUCAAAACAACAGAGUGAACAGCAAUCACAUUAUAAAUAGGAUUUAUAAGAAAGGUUGAUAACAAAAGCAACUUGGGCAUUUUCCAUGCAUUUGUUUAAAGAGUUACUGUUAGUGUAGAAUGUGAGAUGAUGUUGUCAGUGCAACAAUAUUGAUACUGUGAUUUAACUUGUUGUACACACACCACUGAUGAAUUACUGCCUGAUUAUUAUGUGAAAGUCAGUAGGGGUGAAAAACAGCCAUUAUGCUCAUAGGUUUAUAUGUACAAAUUAUAUUACUUUUGAAACCUACAUCAAAUUAUUUUAAACUAG
This is a messenger RNA of Dalotia coriaria, 771 nucleotides long. RefSeq names its product protein FAM136A. The record is from RefSeq and is a predicted model, not a curated record. NCBI's taxonomy places the organism in Eukaryota, Metazoa, Arthropoda, Insecta, Coleoptera, Staphylinidae. The coding region runs from base 56 to 502 and encodes 148 amino acids. Gene Ontology annotation, cellular component: cytoplasm. The transcript has 3 exons.